CGCUCCAUACUUAGACAGCCAUUUUUCCAGAGCAUCUCCAGGUUCUUCUCCUUCUUCCAUUGACCUCCUUUCUCCAGGUCCUUGUUUUAUGAAGAAAGACUGCUCUUUUUUUUAAACUGGAAGGAGUGCCAAUCCAGUCCCCCAACUACUACAAAUUAUGCGGUCAAGUUUCCUACAGGGAGAAAUCACAAAGGGUCAGCACAUCUGGAGGGCAAUAGAUGGUCUUAGACAAUCCUUAUGAACAGGUCACUUGACUACCCCCAAAAGGGGUUUUGAACCACAGCUUGAGAACUGACUACCAUUGUAGCCUAAGGAGAAGUCAUACAGGACUCGUGAGCAGACAUUUGCCAAGUGACUAUUAUGCACCGACCUAUUCAGCAGGACAACAGAUUCUCCUUUCCAUCCCACAGUUCUGCGAGUGUUCAGGGUAGUGGAAGGUUUGCUGAAUAAGACAAAUUCAAAUAAUCUUCAAAUCAUUUCUGUGCAAAUUCAUUGGCAGAGCCAUUAGACGAACAGCUUACCCGUGGCUUACAGUGAAAUGCAGCCCAGAGAACAAGAAAUAUAAACAGAAAGUUUGCUCUGAUUCUGUUUAUCUACAUCAACCCCUCCUGGGGUCUAUUUGGUGGGAUUCUUCAUCAUCAUGAAUCCUGCCCAACUUCACAUUUUAAAAAAUCGAGACCAUAUGAAAGACCUCCGCAGGUACCUGAUGUUCAAAUACAUCCAGUAUCUAGUCCUGCCUUCUCCGAAUGUCAUCAUCAUUCUGCUGGGAUCUCUUGCCAGUCUCUAUGUCAUGCUGCUAUUGACAUUUCCUUCCGUUUCCAGAAAAUCCACUGCGGUGUUUAUUGGUAGCAUAGCUCAGGCAGACAUCUUAGUUGUCUGCAGCUUGUUUUCUGCUAUCUCAGCAUGCGUGAUAAGGAGCGAGCCAUCGUCAACUUCUUUUCAACUAGCCUUGAGGCAAAACUUCCAAAUUGCAAAUAUCCAUGCCAGUUCCCUUUUACUCAGCUGUGUUACCCUUGAGGCUUUUCUGAUUACUUUUCUUCCAGUAGAGACACGCCACAUAAGGAAUGUUAGAUGUGCCAGAGUGGCUUCUAAAAUCAUCUGGGCUGUUGUAAUUACCGAGUGUUUCCUUUAUCAGCUUGAAUAUGUCAAAGGCCUUAACAUCUCCUAUCUUGGCAUUCAUAGGCAAAUUCAGCUAUUGAUGAAUUUCUUUUAUGAGGCCACAGUGCUGCUGAAAUUACUUAUUUAUCCCAUUGGAGUUCUUCUAAGAAUCUUCAACGUAUAUCUUUUUUAUAAAAUGUAUUUCCGAGACCAUUAUAGUUAGUUUCUCAGGCCUGUGAGAUAUAAUGGCCCCGUUGUUUUGUCAAACAGUCAUAUUUAUGGGGCUAUGAAGACAUUUUAUAGCUGUGGUUAACUUUAGUUUGUUAAUAUCAAGAAAAAAUACUAACAUCAGUAGUGUCGAUUGACCUCAUGUAAACAGUUAAAGGUUUUGAGAACAAAACACUAGACUUUCUAGUGAAAGGAAUGUUGUCUGAAGACUGCUCACUUGAGUCUCCAAGCUGCUGUCUGCACUGCACAUUUCAGCGUCAAGACUAUAGCACCUGUGUUCCUGAUGUGCCAGCCUGGUGGCCCAUCCCACAGUGUUUCAACUCUCUAGCUCUGAAAAAUCAUGUGAGACAGUUAAAAGAAAGAGAAAAUACAACCUGCUCAGUUUAAAAAAUGAUACUUGUAUGUAUAUAUGAUUUCAGGAGUGACCACUUGCUAUCAGAUAACCAAUUCGUGUGCUCUUCCCUGGAGAAGACUAUUUCUCCUGCUCUCAACAUUCCUUAGUUGCCUAUAGUUCUCUAUCUGGGGUUGGGCUCCCAUGAGAUUCCCUUCAUCCCUGUUAGUGUGCCCAUUAUGGCCAUCUUUGUUCAUUGGUGAGGCUUCAUGGAUGAAGUUUCUGACAUUACCAAAAG
This is a messenger RNA of Mus musculus (house mouse), 1955 nucleotides long. Its product is annotated as predicted gene 5127. Gene Ontology annotation, cellular component: membrane. The record is from RefSeq and is a predicted model, not a curated record. The transcript is spliced from 6 exons. Gene Ontology annotation, molecular function: G protein-coupled receptor activity. NCBI's taxonomy places the organism in Eukaryota, Metazoa, Chordata, Mammalia, Rodentia, Muridae. Gene Ontology annotation, biological process: G protein-coupled receptor signaling pathway; signal transduction. Bases 641 to 1321 code for a protein of 226 amino acids.